GUCCGACGGCCCCGACGGGCGACCAUGCUCAGUAUAGGUUCCCAGUGUCCCUUUCAUCACUAUAGUUGAAUAGAUAAACUUAACUUUAACAUUUACCACCAGCUUUUCAGUCAUGGAAUAAUGAGUCUAGGUACUCUGGCUAUAGCCCAAUCCUCAUAAGAAGAGGCCUGAGACAGGUUAAGUUUUAUUCUGCCUGAGUGCCGUAUAAUGGCCAAUGAUAGCAAAGAUUGUUUAUUAUGUGUAUAUUUUUGUUAAUAUAUAAUUCUUAACGACUGUGAAAUGGCCUAAUUUAUUACUUCGGAAGAUAUCACGAUUGUAUACCGUGUGCAUUAUGUGAGGGACUCAUGAAUAUUACAACGGCCACCUCAAUGACACUUGCGGGAACUCCUCACUGUGCCAUCUCAUCGUGAACAAGUAAAAAUGCCUCAAAACCUUAACUCGUCUACCUUUUUUCUCAUUAUCUGACAACUGACACCAAAUGUCACUUUACUAGAGACCAAUAAUUGCGGCGUAAUUGUAUUUAUUUACAAACACUAUUUAAAUAUUAACGAAACCACUAAGUAGUUCAAGAAAAUGUUAUUUUAUUGUUAUCCAUUGCCCCAUUGGCUACACAUAAUUGUUUGACAUGAAUGGAUGUGUACACUCGAAUACUGCAGUUCUCUAGAUUAGUAAACAUUUUGUCUCCCAUAACUAUUGGGACCAGAACUGCUGUGAACUUAUCUUUUAAAAUAGUAAGCGGUCCCGAUAAUGAACCACCUGACGAAAACCCUCCGCUUAUAAUCUGCCACGGUUUACUAGGAACGAAAGAAAAUUGGAAAUAUUUAGGGAAAACUAUUCACGCUGUGACAAAACGGGUAGUUGUGCGGAUAGACUUGAGGAACCACGGGCUCAGUCCGCAAACCAAGUCGCAUAAGUACGAGGAGCUGGCUGAAGACGUUCUGCAACUUAUGAGCAAGCUGAAGUUGGACAAGGCCAGUCUUAUAGGACACAACAUGGGUGCCAGGACUGCGAUGUCCGUCGCUUUGCUGAAGCCGUCGGCAGUAGCCAGUCUCAUUGUGUUAGACAUGUCACCCGCAACAACAAGCGUGGAAUUCACCACACUCUUCCCAAACAUCAUGAAAGCUAUGACCGAAGUUAAAUGGAAGGAAAAACGCAAAGUGCACAAAGCUAGAAAGGAGAUCAAGGAACAGUUGAAAAGUAUCAUUAACAAUGAAAUCAUUAUGGGGAACGUGUUAUCCAACAUCAACAUUAAACAAGAUGGAACUAUCGGGUGGACAUGCAAUCUAGAAACGCUAAUUAGACAUUUUAAAUAUAUUUCCUCGUUUCCAUUCGGCUUAGAUAAAGGCAUGAAAUACUUCGGGCCAACGUUGUUCAUCGGCGGACAGUUAUCGGAGUAUAUUCCUGCCGACGACCUGCCAAGGAUCAGAGAGCUCUUCCCCCAGGCCGUGGUGAAGUUCAUCCCCGGCGCCGGCCACUUCGUCCACAAAGAUGAACCCAAGGCCGUGCUGGAGCUCGCCAUUGGCUUCCUCAAUCAUCACAAUAAUAACUUGACCGGAUAUGGCAUGAAGGUUUUACAAAUACUGCGGCACUGUUUCUUCAUCUUACACACUCCGAUUAGGAUCCAAUCCCGGUCAGCUGUUGAUUUGGCUUACAAUGUGUACGGAAAGAACGAGAGUGGCGGAUCACCCGUGGUCGUCCUGCAUGGAUUGCUGGGUUCCAAGAGGAACUGGGCGAGCAUGAGUCAAAAGAUCGCAACAACGUGCCGCCGGAUGGUCGUAGUUGCUGAUAUUCGCAACCACGGAGAAAGUCCUCACGACAGUUCACAUACCUACCACGAGCUGGCCGCCGAUGUGGCCAAGCUGAUUGAUACCUUGGGUCUGAAGCAAGCUACCGUGAUCGGUCAUAGCAUGGGCGGUCGAACGAGCAUGGCCUUAGCACUUACACAGCCAAUGAAAGUCCACAGCCUGAUCAUAGUCGACAUCUCACCAGUCUCCACCGCUGGCGUCCUGAAUGACUUCUUUCCAGUACUAAUAGACAACAUGAAAGCCAUCGAUUUCCAAGGAAAGGCAUCUGUAACCGACGCCAGAGCUUUUGCUAAAGAAAAGUUACUGGCCACCGGCUUGUUCAGGGGACCUGGCAGUACCCAAUUCAUUCUAAUGAAUAUCGGUAAGCGAGGCGACAAGAUUGAUUGGAUGUGCAACUUGGAGGCUCUGAAAAAGCAUUUUAUGGACAUCGCGACUUUUCCGGACGACUUGAAGAACAUGCAGUAUAAAGGCCCGGUCUUGUUUAUUGGGGGUACAAACUCGAACUAUUUGCCGACAGGUGAUUUAACAGGAAUCCAAAAAAUAUUUCCGAAUGCGGAACUCAAGUAUGUACAGGGUGUCGGUCAUAACGUUCACGCCGAGGAUCCAACAAGCUUCUUUAAUUAUGUCAAUGAGUUCCUUACAAAAUAUAAGUAAAACCAUUACCUUCUUUACAGAAGAA
This is a messenger RNA of Cydia pomonella (codling moth), 2484 nucleotides long. RefSeq lists its product as uncharacterized. The coding region runs from base 630 to 2459 and encodes 609 amino acids. The record is from RefSeq and is a predicted model, not a curated record. NCBI's taxonomy places the organism in Eukaryota, Metazoa, Arthropoda, Insecta, Lepidoptera, Tortricidae. Gene Ontology annotation, cellular component: mitochondrion. The transcript is spliced from 7 exons.